UGCGCGGAGAGGGUGGCGGCAGCGCUGAGCACAAACUCCGGAGGGAAAGCGGCGCUGCCGGUCUCCGCCCCCCGCCCUCCACACACACCCCGUAGCGGGAAGGGGGAAGCGAGCGGCCCGCUCCCCCUCCCCCCCCGGUCCCGGCUGUGCACGGUCCUGCCCGGGGGCUCGGCGGCGGCGGGCGGUGUGCCCGUGGCGGAAGGCGAGCGGCGGGCAGCUGGGGCCUGGAGCCGUCGCUGCAGGAGGGGAAGAGCGGGGUGUUCCCGCGGCGCGGGUGGAUGCGCAGCCCGGAGGGCGGCUCCUGCGGCGGCUCCUGCGGCCUCCCCAUGGCUGUGCCCCGACAGUGAAGGCAGCGGGAGCCGCCUGUGUCCGCGCCGCGCCAGGAGGCGGCGCCGCCGCAAGCAGGGGGCGGGCGGGGAGGGGGAUGAGCAGCGCCGCAGCCGCCGCCGCCUCUGCGGGAGCUGCCGCCGCCUGCGCCGGGGCCGAGCGGGGCUUCUCCUCCUCCUCCGGCGGCGCCGCUCCGGCCAUGGGGCCCAUGGGGCCCGAGGAGGGCUCGGCCGGCGGGCUGGGAGCCCUGCCCGCGCCGCCGCUGGGCUGCAGGAGCCGCUACCAGCUGCUGCUCUCCGGGAAGGCCCUGGCCGACAGAUACCGGCGGAUUUACACGGCGGCGCUGAGCGACAGGGAGCUGGGGAGCCACCCGGGCAGAAGUAAGAAACUUUUUAGCAAGAAAAAAUUGAAAAGAAAACAGAAGACUAAAUUGAAAGUAAAAACACGCAACAAGACUGAAAACCUAGAGAGUACAAUAACCAUACCAGAUAUCAGAUUACAUAGCAAUCCCUCAGCAUUUAAUGUUUACUGCAAUGUCCGCCAUUGUGUGUUGGAAUGGCAGAAGAAGGAAGCAUCUGUAUCUUUGGCUUCAAAGAACAGUGUACAAAGUGGGGAUUCGGACAGUGAUGAAGAAGAGGAAUCCAAAGAACCGCCUAUUAAACUUCCAAAGAUCAUCGAAGUUGGAUUAUGUGAAGUCUUUGAACUUAUAAAGGAGACAAGAUUUUCUCAUCCAUCCUUGUGUCUCAGGAGCCUACAAGCUCUACUUAAUGUACUCCAAGGUCAACAACCAGAAGGCCUGCAAUCAGAGCCUCCUGAAGUCCUAGAAUCCCUGUUCCAGCUGCUUCUGGAAAUAACUGUCCGUAGCACGGGAAUGAAUGACAGUACAGGACAGUCCUUGACAGCACUUUCCUGCGCUUGCCUCUUCAGUUUGGUAGCUGCAUGGGGAGAGACAGGAAGAACGUUGCAAGCAAUCUCUGCAAUCCUCACCAAUAAUGGCAGCCACGCUUGUCAGACUAUUCAGGUGCCAACCAUUUUAAACUCUCUUCAGAGGAGUGUACAGGCAGUUUUGGUGGGCAAAAUCCAAAUCCAGGACUGGUUCAGUAAUGGGAUAAAGAAGGCAGCCUUGAUGCACAAGUGGCCGUUGAAAGAAAUAUCUGUAGAUGAUGACGACCAGUGCCUACUUCAGAGUGAUGGUUUUUUCCUCUAUCUCUUAUGUAAAGAUGGACUUUACAAAAUUGGCUCUGGAUAUAGCGGGACAGUGAGGGGCCAUAUAUACAAUUCUACAUCCCGCAUCAAAAACAGAAAAGAAAAAAAGUCUUGGUUAGGUUAUGCUCAGGGUUAUUUAUUAUAUAGAGAUGCGAAUAAUCACAGUAUGACAGCCAUAAGAAUAAACCCUGAAACUUUGGAACAAGACGGUACAGUUGCUUUGCCAGAUUGUCAUACUGAAGGGCAGAAUAUCCUUUUCACUGAUGGAGAAUAUAUUAAUCAAAUAGCAGCAUCUAGAGAUGAUGGCUUUGUAGUGCGAAUAUUUGCCACAAGUACUGAGCCGGUACUGCAACAAGAACUGCAGCUGAAGCUUGCAAGAAAAUGCUUACAUGCCUGUGGCAUCUCAUUGUUUGAUCUGGAGAAAGAUUUGCACAUUAUCAGUACAGGGUUUGAUGAGGAAUCAGCUGUCCUUGGUGCUGGAAGAGAGUUUGCACUGAUGAAAACUGCUAGUGGAAAGAUUUAUUAUACUGGCAAAUAUCAGAGCCUUGGAAUCAAACAAGGUGGCCCUUCAGCUGGCAAAUGGGUUGAACUCCCAAUCACAAAAUCUCCAAAGAUUAUUCAGUUUUCUGUUGGACAUGAUGGCUCACAUGCCUUACUUGUUGCUGAGGAUGGAAGCAUAUUCUUCACAGGUUCUGCUAGUAAAGGAGAGGAUGGUGAAUCGACUAAAAGCAGACGGCAGUCAAAACCAUAUAAGCCUAAAAAAAUUAUUAAAAUGGAAGGAAAGAUUGUCAUAUCUACAGCGUGCAAUAAUGGAAGCAGUUCUGUAAUUUCAAAAGAUGGAGAACUCUACAUGUUUGGAAAAGAUGCUAUUUACUCUGAUAGUACAAGUUUAGUAACAGAUUUGAAAGGCCAUUUUGUGACUCAAGUAGCCAUGGGCAAAGCUCACACCUGUGUGUUAAUGAAGAACGGGGAAGUUUGGACAUUCGGUGUAAAUAAUAAAGGACAGUGUGGACGAGACACAGGCUCCAUGAGCCAGGGAGGAAAAGGUUUUGGAGUUGAGAACAUGGCUACAGCAAUGGAUGAAGACCUGGAAGAGGAACUGGAUGAAAAAGAUGAGAAGUCCAUGAUGUGUCCUCCAGGCAUGCAUAAAUGGAAGCUGGAGCAGUGUAUGGUGUGCACUGUAUGUGGAGAUUGCACAGGCUAUGGAGCUAGCUGUGUUAGUAGUGGGCGUCCUGAUAGAGUACCUGGAGGAAUCUGUGGUUGUGGCUCAGGUGAGUCAGGCUGUGCCGUAUGUGGGUGCUGCAAGGCAUGUGCUAGAGAACUGGAUGGCCAGGAAGCAAGGCAAAGAGGAAUCCUUGAUGCUGUAAAAGAGAUGAUACCUUUAGAUCUCUUGCUGGCUGUCCCUGUUCCUGGAGUUAAUAUUGAAGAACACCUUCAGUUACGACAAGAAGAAAAGCGGCAACGCGUCAAUAGGAGACACAGAUUGGAAGAGGGAAGAGGCCCCCUUGUAUUUCCUGGUCCUAUUUUUAUGAACCAUCGAGAGCAGGCUCUAGCCAGAAUCAGACCCCAUCCAGCACAGCUAAAGCAUAAACGGGACAAGCACAAAGAUGGAAGUGGAGAAAGAGGUGAGAAGGAUGCCAGCAAAAUCACAACCUAUCCACCAGGGGCUGUCCGCUUUGACUGUGAACUGCGAGCUGUACAAGUCAGUUGUGGAUUUCACCAUUCAGUGGUUUUGAUGGAGAAUGGUGAUGUUUACACAUUUGGAUAUGGGCAGCAUGGGCAACUUGGACACGGUGAUGUUAAUUCCAGGGGAUGUCCCACUUUGGUGCAAGCAUUACCAGGUCCUAGUACACAAGUUACUGCUGGGAGCAACCAUACAGCUAUUCUCUUAAUGGAUGGCCAAGUUUUCACGUUUGGAAGUUUCUCAAAAGGUCAGCUUGGUAGACCAAUUUUGGAUAUGCCCUACUGGAAUGCAAAGCCAGCACCUAUGCCUAAUAUAGGCUCCAAAUACGGACGCAAAGCUACAUGGAUUGGAGCGAGUGGAGACCAGACUUUUCUCCGGAUCGAUGAAGCUCUUAUUAAUUCUCAUGUGCUUGCUACAUCAGAGAUAUUUGCAAGCAGGCAUAUAAUAGGUUUGGUACCAGCUUCAAUAUCAGAACCUCCUCCUUUUAAAUGUCUUCUGAUAAACAAAGUAGAUGGCAGUUGCAAAACAUUCAAUGAUUCUGAGCAGGAAGACCUUCAAGGUUCUGGUGUGUGUCUGGAUCCUGUCUAUGAUGUUAUUUGGAGGUUUCGACCAAAUGCUAGGGAACUCUGGAGUUACAAUGCAGUAGUUGCUGAUUCCAGACUUCCAUCAGCUCCAGACAUUCAAUCCCGGUGUAGUAUUUUGAGUCCAGAACUUGCUCUACCAACAGGUUCCAAAGCUCUAACAACCAGAUCUCAUGCAGCUUUGCACAUUCUAGGUUGUCUUGAUACUUUGGCUGCUAUGCAGGACUUAAAAAUGGGUGUAGCAAAUACAGAAGAAGAAACUCAAGCAGUAAUGAAGGUUUAUUCUAAAGAAGACUAUAGUGUUGUUAACAGAUUUGAAAGUCAUGGAGGAGGCUGGGGUUAUUCAGCCCACUCAGUAGAAGCUAUCCGUUUCUGUGCUGAUACGGAUAUUCUGUUAGGUGGUCUUGGUCUUUUUGGUGGUAGAGGUGAAUACACUGCUAAAAUAAAGUUGUUUGAAUUGGGUCCAGAUGGGGGAGACCAUGAGACUGAUGGAGACCUUCUUGCUGAGACAGAUGUCUUAGCAUAUGAUUGUGCUGCUAGAGAGAAAUAUGCAAUGAUGUUUGAUGAACCAGUACUUCUACAAGCUGGCUGGUGGUAUGUAGCCUGGGCAAGAGUGUCAGGACCUAGCAGUGAUUGUGGAUCUCAUGGACAGGCCUCUAUAACUACAGAUGAUGGUGUUGUAUUUCAGUUUAAAAGUUCCAAGAAAUCAAAUAAUGGUACAGAUGUUAAUGCAGGGCAGAUUCCGCAGUUACUAUACAGAUUGCCAACAAGUGAUGGCAGUGCAUCCAAAGGAAAACAGCAAACCAGUGAACCUGUACAUAUUUUAAAGAGAUCUUUUGCCAGAACUGUCUCAGUGGAAUGCUUUGAGUCUUUACUGAGCAUUCUUCACUGGAGUUGGACAACACUGGUGCUGGGAGUUGAGGAACUUCGUGGACUUAAGGGUUUCCAAUACACUGCUACUCUUUUGGAUUUAGAAAGGUUGCGUUUUGUGGGCACAUGCUGCCUGAGAUUGCUGAGGGUCUACACCUGUGAAAUAUAUCCAAUAUCAGCUUCAGCUAAGGCAGUUGUAGAAGAAACGAGCAAACUAGCAGAUUGCAUUGGAAAAACUAGGACCUUGUUGAGAAAAAUUUUAUCUGAAGGAGUUGAUCAUUGCAUGGUGAAGUUGGACAAUGAUCCACAAGGAUAUCUCAGUCAACCGCUCAGUCUUUUAGAAGCUGUUCUUCAGGAAUGCCAUAAUACAUUCACAGCUUGCUUUCAUUCAUUUUAUCCAACACCAGCUCUCCAGUGGGCAUGUCUUUGUGACUUGCUGAACUGUUUGGACCAGGACAUUCAGGAAGCAAACUUCAAAACCUCCAGCAGUCGCCUUCUUGCUGCAGUUAUGUCUGCUCUCUGCCAUACUUCAGUAAAGCUGACCUCUAUCUUUCCCAUUGCUUAUGAUGGAGAGGCGUUGCUGCGAUCAAUGGUUAAACAAGUCAGCACUGAGAAUGACUCUGCUCUGGCCCAUCGUUUUCCUCUUUUGGUUGCACACAUGGAAAAACUCAGUCAGAGUGAAGAAAAUGUUUCAGGGAUGACAAGCUUUCGCGAAGUGCUGGAAAAGAUGUUAGUCAUUGUUGUUCUACCAGUACGGAACAGCCUUAGAAGAGAAAAUGAACUUUUCUCUUCACAUCUGGUUUCUAAUACCUGUGGGUUGCUUGCUAGUAUUGUGAGUGAGCUUACAGCAUCAGCAUUAGGAUCUGAGGUUGAUGGGCUGAACUCUCUCCAUUCGGUCAAAUCCACUCCAAACCGAUUCACUAAAACAAGUCAGGGAAGAAGCUGGAAUACUGGGAAUGGAUCCCCUGAUGCAAUAUGUUUCUCUGUUGACAAAGCUGGUAUAGUUGUUGUAGGAUUUUCUGUUUAUGGUGGAGGAGGAAUUCAUGAAUAUGAGUUGGAGGUUUUAGUUGAUGAUAGCGAUCAUACUGGAGAUGCAACUCAUUCUCAUAGAUGGACGUCUUUAGAAUUGGUUAAAGGAACUUACACCACAGAUGAUUCUCCUAGUGACAUAGCUGAAAUCAGACUUGACAAAGUCGUGCCACUGAAGGAAAAUGUGAAAUACGCAGUUCGUUUGAGGAACUAUGGAAGCCGGACUGCCAAUGGAGAUGGCGGAAUGACCACAGUUCAGUGUCCAGACGGUGUAACAUUUACAUUUAGUACAUGCAGUCUGAGCAGUAAUGGCACUAACCAGACGCGAGGACAAAUUCCACAGAUUCUAUAUUACAGGAGUGAGUAUGAUGGAGAUCUGCAGUCACAGCUGUUGAACAAAGCUAAUGAAGAAGACAAAAAUUGUAGCAGGGCUCUUUCUGUCGUGAGUGCUGUUGUACGAGCAGCCAAAGACUUGUUACACAGGGCUCUUGCUGUAGAUGCUGAAGACAUUCCAGAAUUGCUCAGCUCUUCCAGUCUGUUUUCAAUGCUGCUUCCCCUCAUAAUAGCCUACAUAGGACCAGUAGCAGCAGCUAUUCCCAAGGUUGCUGUUGAGGUCUUUGGCCUAGUACAACAGCUACUUCCUUCUGUGGCAGUUCUGAAUCAGAAAUAUGCCCCUCCGGCUUUUAACCCAAAUCAGUCUACAGACAGCACCACUGGAAACCAACCAGAGCAAGGGCUUUCAGCUUGUACUACCUCCAAUCACUAUGCUGUUGUAGAAAGUGAGCACCCCUAUAAACCUGCCUCUGUUACACACUAUAAGGUGACUUUUCCUGAAUGUGUCAGGUGGAUAACAAUAGAGUUUGACACUCAGUGUGGCACUGCUCAGUCAGAGGAUGUUCUUCGUUUACUAAUUCCUGUCAGAAUUGCACAGAGCCUGGGAUUUGGACCAAAGCAUGCUUCUGUUCAUGAAAACCUUAAUUCAUGGAUAGAACUGAAAAAAUUCUCUGGAUCUUCAGGAUGGCCUACCAUGGUAUUAGUAUUGCCAGGAAAUGAAGCUCUUUUUUCCCUGGAGACUGCGUCAGACUAUGUAAAAGAUGAAAAAGCUUGUUUUUAUGGUUUCAAAUGUUACGCAAUUGGAUAUGAAUUUAGUCCAGGAUCUGAUGAGGGUAUUAUUCAGCUGGAGAAAGAACUGGCAAAUUUAGGAGGAUCAUGUGCAGCAGCUUUGAUGAAGAAAGAUCUAGCACUUCCUAUUGCAGGUAAUGAAUUUGAAGAGGAUCUUGAGAUAGUUGAAGAGGCCGCCUUACAGGUGUGCAAAUCUCACUCGGGCAUUCUUGGGAAAGGCUUGGCACUAUCUCACUCACCAACCAUUCUGGAAGCUCUUGAAGGAAGUCUUCCACUGCAGGUGCAAAGCAAUGAACAGUCAUUUCUGGAGGAUUUCAUUGCUUGUGUACCAGGAUCAAGUGGUGGGCGACUUGCAAGGUGGCUUCAGCCAGAUUCAUAUGCUGAUCCUCAAAAGACAUCAUUGAUUUUGAAUAAGGAUGACAUUCGAUGUGGUUGGCCAACUGUGAUUACAGUACAAACAAAAGACCAGUAUGGGGAUGUUGUUCAUGUUCCCAAUAUGAAGGUAGAAGUCAAAGCUAUUCCCGUUUCGCAGAAAAAAACAUCCUUGCAACAAGAGCAAGUUAAAAAGGUACAACGGAUACCAGGGAGUCCUGCAACAGCUGCUUCCCCUAGCAGUGAUAUGACCUUUGGAGGACUUCCUUCACCAAAGCUUGAUUCUUCCUACGAGCCAAUGAUAGUAAAAGAAGCUCGAUAUAUUGCUAUUACAAUGAUGAAGGCAUAUGAAAAUUAUUCCUUUGAAGAACUACGCUUUGCUUCACCAACACCAAAGAGACCCAGUGAAAACAUGUUGAUCAGAGUCAAUAAUGAUGGUACAUACUGUGCGAACUGGACUCCUGGAGCUGUUGGUCUCUAUACCAUUCAUGUUACUAUAGAUGGCAUUGAAAUAGAUGCUGGACUAGAAGUGAAAGUAAAAGAUCCUCCGAAGGGAAUGAUACCGCCUGGAACUCAACUUAUUAAACCAAAAGCAGAGCCUCAGCCAAACAAGGUUCGCAAAUUUGUGGCCAAGGACAGUGCAGGGCUUCGUAUCCGUAGCCACCCUUCCCUUCAGAGUGAGCAAAUAGGCAUAGUGAAAGUCAAUGGAUCCAUCACUUUCAUUGACGAGAUCCACAAUGAUGAUGGUGUUUGGCUGAGGCUGAAUGAUGAGACAAUAAAGAAGUAUGUUCCUAACAUGAAUGGUUACACUGAAGCCUGGUGUCUGUCUUUUAACCAACAUCUUGGCAAGAGCCUUCUGGUACCUGUUGACGAAUCUAGGUCUAAUGCUGAUGAUUUUUUCAAAGACCUAAAUUCGCACUGUCCACAGGAAGCAGUGAUGCAGGAACAAGAUAUGCCAUUCCUUCGAGGUGGACCUGGAGUGUACAAGGUAGUGAAGACUGGCCCAUCAGGUCACAACAUAAGAAGCUGCCCUAACCUUAGAGGUAUCCCAAUUGGAAUGUUAGUUCUGGGAAACAAAGUCAAGGCAGUGGGCGAGGUGACUAAUUCAGAAGGUACAUGGGUGCAAAUGGAUAAGAACAGCAUGGUAGAGUUCUGUGAAAGUGAUGAAGGCGAGGCAUGGUCAUUAGCUAGAGACAGAGGUGGAAACCAGUACCUCCGACACGAAGAUGAGCAAGUCCUCCUAGAUCAAAAUGUGCAGACUCCUCCCCCAAGUCCUUUUUCAAUACAAGCUUUCAGUAAGGGGACAAGCUGUAGUAAUGGACAAGGGUUUGAUUAUGGCCUUGGAAAUAACAAAGGUGACCAACUGAGUGCCAUACUGAAUUCCAUUCAGUCACGGCCAAAUCUCCCAGCUCCUUCCAUCUUUGAUCAAGCUGCAAAACCUCCCUCUUCCCUAGUCCACAGUCCAUUUGUGUUCGGACAGCCCCUUUCCUUCCAGCAACCUCAGCCACAGCUUCAGAGUGACCGAAUGAAUUUCACAGGAGCUGCUAGACCGGUUUCUCCAGCUGGAAAGACAGACACGCCAUCGAAGCACAGAGCUGACUGCAGGUCACCCAAACUUGAUGUGCGAAUGAACAGAGCUGUUGCUGACCAGAAGAAACCCAGAAAUACAGAAGGCUUAUCUGCCAGUGAGUGUCUUAUCCUGAAAUCAGAUGCUGCAAAGCUGCGGUCAGACUCGCACAGCAGGUCUUUGUCGCCAAAUCAUAACACUUUGCAAACACUAAAAACUGAUGGAAGAACAACAACUGGACUGAGAGCCGAAUCUCCAGGGCCAGGAACCCGGUCAUCUUCUCCAAAGACAAAGACGCUUACAGCUGUUAGAUCUGGUGCUAGUUCUCCACGAUCCUCAUCACCCCAUGACAAAACUCUACCUCAGAAACCUUCAUCCCCUGUAAAAACAAAGCUUGAUCCUCCUCGAGAACGCUCCAAAUCAGAUUCCUACACAUUAGAUCCAGACACCCUUCGCAAAAAGAAAGUGCCACUAACAGAACCCUUAAGGGGGAGGUCCACUUCACCUAAACCAAAAAUUAUUGCAAAAGAUGGAAAACCUGUUACAGAAACUGAAAACAGAGCUCCUUCCCCUCAUGUCGUACAAGAAAAUCUUCACAGUGAGGUAGUUGAAGUAUGUACUUCAAGUACUUUAAAGACUGACAGCAUUACAGAUACCACCUGUGAGGACAACACCGAAUUCAGAAGUCUGGACGAUGGUUCUAAUAAAGUUCAUUUCAGCAUAGGCAAAGCACCACUGAAGGAUGAGCAAGACAUGAGAGCAUCUCCAAAAGUGAGCCGUAAAUGUGCUGGUAGACACACAAGACCCAAAAAGGAAAAAUCCAACUUUCUUUUCAAAGGAGAUGGCUCCAAGCCCGUAGAGCCUGCCAAGCAAGCAAUGUCACCUUCUGUUGCAGAAUGUGCUAGAGCUGUAUUUGCUGCAUUUCUUUGGCAUGAAGGAAUAGUUCAUGAUGCUAUGGCAUGCUCGUCUUUUUUGAAGUUUAAUCCAGAACUGUCCAAAGAGCAUGCGCCCAUACGAAGCAGUCUUACUCAACAACCUGCAGAGGAAAAAGAAACGAAGUUGAAAAAUAGACAUUCAUUGGAAAUAUCAUCUGCUCUUAACAUGUUCAACAUCUCACCUCAUGGACCAGAUAUAUCUAAAAUGGGUAGCAUCAAUAAGAACAAAGUCCUCUCAAUGUUAAAAGAACCACCUCUGCAUGAAAAGUGUGAGGAUGGAAAAACUGAAACUACCUCCUUUGAAACAUCCGGUCAUCACACAAUAAAAUCCAAGUCUCCUCUUCCAUUAACACUGCAGCACUUAGUAGCUUUCUGGGAAGAUAUUUCUUUAGCAACUAUUAAAGCAGCUUCCCAAAACAUGAUUUUUCCAAGUCCUGGUUCUUGUGCAGUGUUAAAGAAGAAGGAAAGUGAGAAAGAUAACAAGAAAGCUAAGAAAGAGAAAAAGAAAAAGGAAAAGGUUGAGACUAGGCCAAGGGGAAAUCUUUUUGGUGAAAUGGCCCAGCUUGCAGUGGGAGGACCUGAAAAAGACACCAUCUGUGAGUUGUGUGGAGAAUCCCAUCCAUAUCCAGUGACUUACCACAUGAGACAAGCUCAUCCAGGUUGUGGCCGUUACGCAGGUGGCCAAGGUUACAACAGCAUUGGGCACUUCUGUGGAGGAUGGGCUGGCAAUUGUGGCGAUGGUGGUAUUGGAGGAAGCACUUGGUAUUUGGUUUGCGAUCGAUGCAGAGAAAAAUAUCUCCGUGAAAAGCAAGCAGCAGCAAGAGAGAAGGCAUCAUCAUGAAAAUUUUGUUGGGUACCAGGAUGACAACCUCUUCCAGGAUGAGAUGAGAUACUUGCGCUCAACUUCAGUACCUGCACCGUAUAUCUCAGUUACUCCUGAUGCAAGUC
This is a messenger RNA of Lepidothrix coronata (blue-crowned manakin), 10641 nucleotides long. It is a transcript of the gene MYCBP2, whose product is annotated as MYC binding protein 2, E3 ubiquitin protein ligase. The transcript is spliced from 59 exons. NCBI's taxonomy places the organism in Eukaryota, Metazoa, Chordata, Aves, Passeriformes, Pipridae. The coding region runs from base 425 to 10534 and encodes 3369 amino acids. Gene Ontology annotation, cellular component: nucleus. The record is from RefSeq and is a predicted model, not a curated record.